AUGUGUGGCGUGGUGGGUAACACGCUGCCGCGCUUUGCGUCUCAAGCCAGAGACUUUCGAAGCCUGAGAUUAUCGCUCGAUCUUGCGCCACCGGCCGCCAUGGUGAAUGAAGGACCGCCGACCCCGGAGGCGGUCAAUGCAGCGAUGGAGGACGUGCCCACAACGGGCCCCCUGGCGAGCAGCUACCGGCGCACCUUGCGGGAGAUGAAAAAGAAAGGCGCGGAUGUGGACCCCGAUGACCCUGUGCAUUUCAAGCUCUGCGGGGCCUUGAAGAAGCUGGGGCUCACCAAAAUUGACAUGCGCACGUUCAGAGAGUGGGCCGACAGAGUGACGCAGUUCGUCAAAGAAGAACGGGGGGUGUGGCUGGUGCAGAAAGAGGCCAAGGAGCUGCACCCCGCCCUGGUCCCGAAGAUUGCGCAGGCGAUCUGCAGCAUCGGCGAAGUGGACCUCCUGGGGCAGUUUUCGGGCUCAGAGAGCGAGCUCGAGAAGUACGGCCUUCCGCCGAAGCACAUCUCCGCCCUUGCUGGGAGCCCGUUCCUGGCUGGCUUCCGGAAGGCCCGGUUCGAGGCGCAAUUCGCCCUGGCGAAGACAGCCGGCUCGUGGCGCGGCGCGGCGCCGGGCCCGGCUGCGGAGCAGCCCGGCGGCGAGCAGCCAGGCGGCGAGCAGCCGGGCGGCGAGCAACCCGACGGCGAGCAGCCCGGCGGCGAGCAGCCAGGCGGCGAGCAGCCAGGCGGCGAGCAACCAGGCGGCGAGCAGCCAGGCGGCGAGAGCGACGGCUCGGCCGCUUUGCAGGCGGGCAACGCGGACAGCAGGGCCAGGCUGGAGUUGAUCAUCUCGCUGCUCGGCAACGCGCAGGCGGACGAGCAGCAGAAGAAGGAGCUGGAGUUCGCGAAGGCCAUGAUGACGAAUUCGCCCGGGCCCAGGCUGGCGCAUCUCAUGAAAAUGGCCCUGGACGAGUUCAGUUUGCUCGAGGCGUGGUUCCCCGGGGACCCGGACCAGGUGGUUGGGCUGCUGCUAAAAGGCGCUCGGUACAAGGAUUGCGCAAUCCAGAACGUGGUCAACGCCAUCCAGCACGUGGUCAAGGGCGGCGCGCAGGAAUCGUUGGUGAAUCCCGUGGUUCGCGGCUUGGGGGCUCUGUACGUCCGCCUGAACGAGCUCCAAGCGAAGGGGCCCAAGGACAUGGUGGAGCCAGGGAUGGGGUCCCUGGACAACCACGAGGGCCGGGAUCGAUCCCAGGAGCAGCGCUCGAAGUUCAUGGCAAGCAUCUUCGCGGAGGUGGCCUCCCUCCGGCUCGGCGCUGUUGGCUUCACCAGCAAGGCGCGAGAUUACACGGGCAUCCCGUCGAAGAUAUUGCAGGAGGUGCGCGCCAUGGCGAGCUCCGCGGUGCCGCUCGUCACGCCUGACGUGCCGGCCCACGCGCUCAUGUGGUGUCACCGCCGGGUGGUCGCGGAGCUGGAGGCCAAGAAGAAGUCGCAGCAGGAGCUGGCCAACGAGACUGCGGGCGAGCCGAAGCAGGGGGUGACCGAGGCGGCGAAGCCAGACGGGGCGCCGGCGACGGGCGGCCCGGGCGUUGAUCGGCGCGUGCGCCCCAGUCGGGCGCGACCGGGGGCGGGGCCCCGAAGAAACACCAGACGGAGCCGGAGGUCAUCGCUGUGGGCGACAUCGUGA
This is a messenger RNA of Prorocentrum cordatum, 1668 nucleotides long. The record is from the annotation of a GenBank genome assembly. NCBI's taxonomy places the organism in Eukaryota, Dinophyceae, Prorocentrales, Prorocentraceae.